Messenger RNA from Tupaia belangeri chinensis (Chinese tree shrew), 494 nucleotides. RefSeq names its product histone H2B subacrosomal variant. The record is from RefSeq and is a predicted model, not a curated record. The coding region runs from base 69 to 437 and encodes 122 amino acids. NCBI's taxonomy places the organism in Eukaryota, Metazoa, Chordata, Mammalia, Scandentia, Tupaiidae. Gene Ontology annotation, cellular component: nucleosome. The transcript has a single exon. Gene Ontology annotation, molecular function: protein heterodimerization activity; DNA binding; structural constituent of chromatin.
AGAGCACCCCCCCAGUCUUAGGCCCUUCUCCUCUCCAUUCAUAACCGAUAAGGGGAGCAACAUCUACAAUGGCCAGAUCCAUCAUCAAAAAGAACAACCGCUCCAGAAGACAUCUAAGCUCAGUCUCCAAAAAGAAGUCACAUUCAAGCAUCAAAUUUGGCCAUAGAAAUUAUUCACUCUACGUAAACAGGGUCCUGAAGGAAGUGGUUCCCCAGAGGGGCAUAUCAUCUCGUACUUUGGACAUCAUGAACACCAUCAUCAAUGACAUCUUUGAGCGCAUUGCUAUGGAAGCCUGCAAGCUGAUGUAUUUCAGAAAACGUUGUACCCUCACCACUGAAGAUAUCCAGAAGGCUGUGUAUAUGCUGUUACCUGGGAAAUUAGCCAGGUAUGCGGUGGUUUUUGGACGUGAAGCAGUCCACAGAUAUGUCCACUCCUAAACUCCACGUACCAGCUUAAUUGAAGCCUGGGGAAAGUAAAUAAAACCUACUACCAAG